CAUCGCCCUCAGCAGAGCAGCGCAUCUGCAUCCAAAACCAAACCCAAACUCGUCUUCUCCACCGGAGCAGAGCAGCGGCGGCGGCAAUGGACGCCCUCCUCGUGGAGAAGGUCCUCCUGGGCCUGUUCGUGGCGGCGGUGCUGGCCCUAGUGGUGGCCAAGCUCACCGGGAAGAGGCUCCGCCUCCCGCCCGGCCCCGCCGGCGCGCCCAUCGUCGGCAACUGGCUCCAGGUCGGCGACGACCUCAACCACCGCAACCUGAUGGCGCUGGCGCGGCGGUUCGGCGACAUCCUCCUCCUCCGCAUGGGCGUCCGCAACCUGGUGGUGGUGUCCAGCCCGGACCUCGCCAAGGAGGUGCUCCACACCCAGGGCGUCGAGUUCGGCUCCCGCACCCGCAACGUGGUGUUCGACAUCUUCACCGGGAAGGGGCAGGACAUGGUGUUCACCGUGUACGGCGACCACUGGCGCAAGAUGCGGCGGAUCAUGACGGUGCCCUUCUUCACCAACAAGGUGGUGGCCCAGAACCGCGCGGGUUGGGAGGAGGAGGCGAGGCUGGUGGUGGAGGACGUCCGCCGCGACCCCGCCGCGGCGACCUCCGGCGUGGUGAUCCGGCGAAGGUUGCAGCUGAUGAUGUACAACGACAUGUUCCGCAUCAUGUUCGACCGCCGUUUCGACAGCGUGGACGACCCGCUCUUCAACAAGCUCAAGGCCUUCAACGCGGAGCGCAGCCGCCUCUCGCAGAGCUUCGAGUACAACUACGGUGACUUCAUCCCCGUCCUCCGCCCCUUCCUCCGCCGCUACCUCGCACGCUGCCACCAGCUCAAGUCCCAGCGCAUGAAGCUCUUCGAGGACCACUUCGUCCAGGAACGCAAGAGAGUGAUGGAACAGACUGGUGAGAUCCGGUGCGCCAUGGACCACAUCCUCGAGGCCGAGAGGAAGGGCGAGAUCAACCACGACAACGUCCUCUACAUCGUCGAGAACAUCAACGUUGCUGCUAUCGAGACGACGCUGUGGUCGAUCGAAUGGGGAAUCGCGGAGCUGGUGAACCACCCGAGCAUCCAGUCGAAGGUGCGGGAGGAGAUGGCGUCGGUGCUGGGCGGCGCGGCGGUGACGGAGCCGGACCUGGAGCGGCUGCCGUACCUGCAGGCGGUGGUGAAGGAGACGCUGCGGUUGCGCAUGGCGAUCCCGCUGCUGGUGCCGCACAUGAACCUCGCCGACGGCAAGCUCGCCGGCUACGACAUCCCCGCCGAGUCCAAGAUCCUGGUGAACGCGUGGUUCCUCGCCAACGACCCCAAGCGGUGGGUGCGCCCCGACGAGUUUAGGCCGGAGAGGUUCCUGGAGGAGGAGAAGGCCGUGGAGGCGCACGGCAACGACUUCCGCUUCGUGCCCUUCGGCGUCGGCCGCCGCAGCUGCCCCGGGAUCAUCCUCGCGCUGCCCAUCAUCGGGAUCACGCUCGGCCGCCUCGUCCAGAGCUUCGACCUGCUGCCGCCGCCCGGGAUGGACAAGGUGGACACCACCGAGAAGCCCGGCCAGUUCAGCAACCAGAUCCUCAAGCACGCCACCGUCGUCUGCAAGCCCAUCGACGCCUAGGUCGAUCGAUCGACCUACUCAAAUCAAUCAUGUGCUGCGUUAUCCUAUUGCACUAAAAAAAGGUUGUAUUUUUGUUUGGGGGGGGGGGGGGGGGGUAGUUAUGUGUGUGUUCUGUGAGGCAGGCACCUGUUGUUGUAGGUUUACUUAACUUUUUUUUUUCUUAUACUUGUUGGUUCAAACUUAAUUAUUGGUAAUCUAUACUGCCCAAACAUUGCAAAUAUAUCAUUUCUGGCUAUUUACACUUCA
This is a messenger RNA of Oryza sativa Japonica Group (Japanese rice), 1835 nucleotides long. Its product is annotated as trans-cinnamate 4-monooxygenase-like. Gene Ontology annotation, molecular function: heme binding; iron ion binding; trans-cinnamate 4-monooxygenase activity. The record is from RefSeq and is a predicted model, not a curated record. Gene Ontology annotation, biological process: lignin metabolic process. Lineage: Eukaryota; Viridiplantae; Streptophyta; Magnoliopsida; Poales; Poaceae.